This is a messenger RNA of Pygocentrus nattereri (red-bellied piranha), 1262 nucleotides long. RefSeq names its product transmembrane p24 trafficking protein 10 (gene tmed10). Gene Ontology annotation, biological process: intracellular protein transport; Golgi organization; endoplasmic reticulum to Golgi vesicle-mediated transport. Bases 33 to 653 code for a protein of 206 amino acids. The record is from RefSeq and is a predicted model, not a curated record. NCBI's taxonomy places the organism in Eukaryota, Metazoa, Chordata, Actinopteri, Characiformes, Serrasalmidae. Gene Ontology annotation, cellular component: endoplasmic reticulum-Golgi intermediate compartment; endoplasmic reticulum; COPII-coated ER to Golgi transport vesicle. The transcript is spliced from 5 exons.
AUUCCGGCGCUGCAGUCAGUCCCGGCUCGGCCAUGGCGCGGCUCGGCGUGUUGAUCCUGCUGCCGCUGCUUUUCGACUCCGUGUUUUCCAUCUCGUUCUUCUUACCGGUCCGGACGAGGAAAUGUCUGAAGGAGGAGAUCCACAAGGACGUCCUGGUGACGGGAGAGUACGAAAUAAGCGAGCAGCCGAACACCAAAACGAACCUGAAGAUCACGGACUCCUCCGGCCACAUCCUGUACUCCAAGGAAGACGCCACUAAGGGCAAGUUUGCCUUCACGACGGAGGACUACGACAUGUUUGAAGUCUGCUUUGAGAGCAAAUCCCAGAUGGGAACCGGGAGGGUUCCUGACCAGCUGAUCAACCUGGACAUGAAGCACGGCGUGGAGGCCAAGAACUACGAGGAGAUCGCGAAGGUGGAGAAGCUGAAGCCUCUGGAGGUGGAGCUGCGGCGGCUGGAGGAUCUUUCAGAGUCCAUCGUCAACGACUUCGCCUACAUGAAGAAGAGAGAGGAGGAGAUGAGGGACACCAACGAAUCCACCAACACCCGCGUGCUCUACUUCAGCAUCUUCUCCAUGUGCUGCCUGAUCGGUCUGGCCACGUGGCAGGUGUUCUACCUGCGCCGGUUCUUCAAGGCCAAGAAGCUCAUUGAGUAGAACCAAUCAGAGACCCAGAAUCCCUCUCUGACGCCUCACUCUCCCGCCCCUUGUCUCGCUGCCCGGCGUCUGCAGGCUCGUGAAGGUUCUUUGGGAGGAGGGCAGCCAGGAGACGACGUCCAUCCGGUCAUUGUCUGGGCAGUCGGCGGCUAUUUUCACCUACUCAGCGUCUGCGUUUUUGGAUGAACCACACGUUUAUCGCUUCACACUGUUUUUUAUUUUAUUGUUGUUAUUAUUAUUGUUAUUAUUAUUAUUAUUAUUAUUAUUAUUAUUAUUACUACAUGCAGCCUAAACGGAUCCUUAACAUGUUUAGUAAUAUACAUUUGAACUUCCAGACCCGACGAGCCGCUUUAUGAUGAGUGAUUAGAGGUGCAUCCAUACCACAGCGUCUCGGUGAUCUCGAUAACUAUCAAUAAAACUAUAUUAGUUUCCACUGUUAUAGCGAUUCUGCCCAGUAUAAACACUUAAUAACACUUUAUUUGAAGGACGCCUACAUAGAGACUCGCAGGGACGUUGAGGAACGCGCCUAAAAAGCAAUAUUGUUUAUAUAACUGUUACAGUAAUGUGGCUGAAUACGAGUCGAAAACAGUAAAGAAAGAAUCAUACAGA